UUAUUAUAUACAGAGGUCGCUACUGCACUCGUAAUCAUCAACUCCGUCAAUUUAAUUUGUUUAUAUUUAAUUUUUCGUUUGUUUGCUAUAAUUGUUUAUCCUAAUUCAAUUCGUGAUAGUUCAAAGUUUAUCAAGAAACGUUAUCUCGUCCUCUCUUUAAGUGAAUCUCUUUUUUCGAGGAAAAUUGAAAACUUUGUGCACUCAAAGAAAAAGUGUUAAUGACAGUAAUCUUCAAUUAAAUACUUAAGUGUCUGUGCGUGUAUCAUCUUAAAUUAGUACUUAUUACAGUGAGGAGUUUGAACGUUUUUAAAGUGUAAAAAGUGAAUCAUAGUAUUUCUGGUGAACAUUUAAUAAUAUAAUCCCAAGUUGUCGGUGCUUGUAAUAUUACUGUAUUCACUUUACCUGCUUUGCAAUAUUCUAAAACACUCCAUACUCUACUGAGGGAUAUUUUUACCAUAUGUGAUACAUACACGCUUGGCUCUUCAUUACACAUGGGUGCUUUGAACAGUUGAGACGAGGCGGGCACGAGAUCGCUUCCCGAAAAAAAAGGAUUAUUUUUCCUUUUUUUUUUUUUUUUUUUUAUAUUAUAAAGAAAAUAUUAUUUCAUAUUACUUUUAUCUUUCGCCUAAUAAAGAAAGCAUUAACUAUGAAUAAAUUUGGGUGUUGUACAUCUACUAAAGCAGAUCAAGCCAGCAUACUGAACUGUAAGCUCUGUCAGAUUUAUUUUCACUAUCGCUGUAUUUUUCCUCAAAAAGAGAACAAAAAAUUAUCAUCCGAUCUUAAAUCAUCGUGGAUUUGCCCCGAUUGCUCACAAAAAUGCCGCGUUCCGAACCAUCGUAAUAAAGAUAAUACACCUGUUCGUGGCAAUGCUCUUGACGUCAGCGAUAGUAAAGAGGAUUCGGCCGACGACAAUAUAACCCUGCGUGUUCGGCCGAAUCAAGACCAGAUCGGGCAGUCCCUAUCUCGGGAUAUACAGAAUAUUAUUAAAUCAGAAUUUAGUGCAAUGAAACUGGAUUUGAGCAGCAUCUCUAAUGAAAUUACCUCACUGAGACAAGAAAUACAGGAUAUCAAAAUAGCUAUGGGUUUUAUCAACGACGAACACAAUAAAAUUAAUGAUAAAAUAUUUCAAAUGGAGACAAAGUUCAAGGCUUUUGAUGCUUUAGUUGCCAGCGUUGAACACUUAAAGUCUGUAUCCGAAAAAAUAGAAAUGGAUAUAAAUACAAAGGAUCAGUGGGCGAGACGCUCUAACAUCGAAAUCUGUGGUAUUCCAGAAAAGAAGGGCGAGAACCUUCUUCGCCUCACAGAGGAAAUUGCUGUUAAGGCUGGUUUCGACUUGAAGCCCUCGGAUAUUGAUUUUGUUACACGUGUCGCAUCUAAUAGUCAAGUCAAUAAACCCAAACCCAUUGUUAUCCGUUUGCAAGCGCGCUAUAGAAAAGACGAUUUUUUGGCUUGCCUGAAAAAGUUGAAGUUAAUGUGUAGUGAUCUGGGCUUUGCAAAAAAUGACUCUCGUAUUUAUUUUAAUGACCAUUUAACUAAAUUUAAUAAAAUGCUCUUACAGCGGGCUAAAACUUUAUCUAAAGAGCAAAAAUAUAAAUAUGUUUGGGUCAAAAAUUGCUCAAUUAUGGUUAGAAAAGGUGACACCAGCCCUGUUAUUCAUAUUGCGAAUGUCAAUGAUUUAAAAAAAAUCAAAUAGGCGUUAUUAUGUUUCAAUUCUGUUUCUUUUUUCUAUGUUCAAUCUUAAUUAAUAUAUUUUAUUUAAAUACAAUUUCCUUAAAUGCUUUAUUACUGCGACUUUAUAACAAACUAAUGAUUACCAAACUUUAUUUGCUUGACAAGUGUAUGAACAUUUUUAUUAUUUUUAAUUUGUGUUUAUUAAUUAUGCUUAUAAUCCUCGGUCACCGUGUUGGAUCAUAAUAAUUUAAAAAUUUAUUAUCAAAAUGUUCGUGGGUUGCGCACCAAAACUAACUUAUUCUAUAAAAGCUUGCUUCUUAACGAUUUUGACAUUAUCUGUUUAAGUGAAACCUGGCUAUUGGAUUCGGUGCUUAGUUCUGAACUUUUUGACUAUCGUUAUAUUGUAUAUCGAUGCGACCGCAACUAUGAGGGUCGUGGUGAUAAAAUGGGCGGCGGAGUGCUAGUUGCAUUACGUCGUGAGUUUGAAGUACACAGUUUUGAAAGGGUAAUUUUUGAUCAAUUUGCAGCUGAAGCCAUAGUUGUUACUAUUCGUCUUAAA
Molecule: messenger RNA, 2230 nt
Organism: Vanessa tameamea
Lineage: Eukaryota; Metazoa; Arthropoda; Insecta; Lepidoptera; Nymphalidae
Exons: 2
Coding region: 647-1693 (348 amino acids)
Source: RefSeq, a predicted model, not a curated record